UGUGCGUCACAUCCGGUUCCAUUCCACGCCCGUGCGUCCCAACUUCAAGCUCGCUGCGCCCUGCCCGCGGGCCGCCAGGGGGUGUGUAGCCCUCAGCCUUGACCGCGAACCCGGCUCUCCUCUGCGUGAAGCUGCUCGGCCCCGAGUGGGCGGCGUCGGGGAGCCUAGCUGCAUCGUCCGUGUGCGUAGGCGGACGGCGCGCGGUCAACUCCGGUGCACCCUGCAGAUCUGAGCCCCACGGAGGACGGGCAUCACCUCGCCCUGGAGUCAGCCUGGGUCAAACUAGGGACCGUUGGCACCGGGAGCCUGGGUGGCGGACUUCGCAGGGCUGGACGCACAGCCUUUGCGUCCUCACUUUGCUGGAAACAGACAUGUUGGGGUCCACGUUCAUGCAGACCAGGACCGCUGCCUGCUCCUCCAGCUGCGUCCCUCUGCUGGGGCAGUCACUUUGAUCCAUGUGGUCCAUCCUUGAGGUUCACUUCCCACAAGACCCCUCAGCAUGUCAUCAGCAAAAUCCCAAGCACCAGAGGAGGCAGUGCCUGGCUGCGAAGGGCAGCUGAAAGGAAAGUCACUUCUCACCUGGGGCCCCCUUUUUGGUCACCGGAGUGAGAAGAUUGUCUUUACCAAAGGUGAUGGAAGUCCAGAGGAGAGCCUGCUCACCGUCACCAUCACGGAGACCACUGUCAUUGAGUCGGACUUGGGUGUGUGGAGCUCAAGGGCUCUCAUCUACCUCACGCUGUGGUUCUUCUUCAGCUUUUGUACGUUGUUCCUCAACAAGUACAUCCUGUCGCUGCUAGAGGGAGAGCCCAGCAUGCUAGGUGCUGUGCAGAUGCUGUCUACGACAUUAAUUGGAUGCAUUAAAAUAUUUGUUCCUUGCUGUUUAUAUCAACACAAAACCCGGCUCUCUUACCCACCCAAUUUCAUCAUGACCAUGCUCUUUGUGGGCCUCAUGAGAUUUGCAACGGUGGUUUUGGGGCUGGUCAGCCUGAAGAAUGUGGCAGUGUCCUUUGCUGAGACUGUGAAGAGCUCGGCUCCCAUUUUCACUGUGAUCAUGUCUCGAAUGAUUCUGGGGGAGUACACAGGGCUGUUGGUCAACCUGUCCCUUAUCCCAGUCAUGGGAGGACUGGCAUUGUGCACAGCCACUGAGAUAAGCUUCAACAUCCUGGGGUUUUCAGCUGCGUUAUCCACCAACAUUAUGGAUUGUUUGCAGAAUGUUUUCUCAAAAAAGCUUCUCAGUGGGGACAAAUACAGGUUCUCGGCCCCGGAGCUGCAGUUUUACACCAGUGCUGCUGCUGUGGCCUUGCUGAUCCCAGCGUGGGCCUUCUUCAUGGAUGUCCCUGUGAUUGGCAGAAGUGGGAAGAGCUUCAGCUACAGCCAGGACAUCGUGCUGCUGCUGCUGACAGAUGGCGCCUUGUUUCACCUUCAGAGUGUCACUGCAUAUGCCCUGAUGGGAAAGAUCUCGCCUGUGACUUUCAGUGUCGCCAGCACUGUGAAGCACGCCUUGUCUAUCUGGCUCAGCAUCAUCGUUUUUGGCAACAAAAUCACCAGCCUGUCUGCCAUUGGAACCAUCCUUGUCACAGUGGGUGUCUUGCUCUACAACAAGGCCAGGCAGUAUCAACAGGAGACCAUGCAGAGUCUGGCCAAAGCCAGUAGCCGGGGCUCAGAGGAUGACACAGAGCCUCUGGUUCCCCAGGACUCAAGACAGCACCACUGAGCUCCUUCUGAUGCCGUGUCCCCCGGAAACCAAGCCUAGACUGUUCUCCUGCACUGUAUGCUGGAAGAGAGAGGCAGACCCUGCAGGCAGGUCUUUUGUUCCUCGCUGGACACCAGAUGGGGAGUUUGGGGAUAAGCUUCUAUCUGACAGAGCCCUGCAGGAGGAAACAAAUGACCUGCAGCUAACCGGGCACACUGCCCAGCCUGCAGUUGCACCAAUGACUUGGUGGUGCCAACUGUGGAAUAAACACAGGUUCCAGUACCAACAGGAGUUGCUGUCUGCUUGAUGCCAUCCAGGAGACCUCAUCUUUCCUAUGACCACCACCACCACCACGACAGGCACCAAAGCCUCCUGUUUCCUGACAGUCAAGAAACAGAAAUUCCAGAUGCCAAUGACUCUAGCAUGGAGCCACAAAACCCUGGGGAUGCAGAGUGACUGAAAGAACAGAGACAAGUGUUUCCUUCCAAGGAGGAGUAGAGCUUCUAUGAAGGGAAAGUCUCCCUGCUUUGCCCUGUGCUACACUGAGCUGCCCCACUCCAGGUUUGCUGUCCCAUGUUUCUGCUACCCGUUUGGUGAUUUCUCCAACUCUGGCAAAUCUCUAAUCGGAACAGGUGCCCUGGAGUUCUUUUCCAUCCUGGGUAUAAUGAAUGUGAAGCAGGCACAUUUGACCACCCUGCCAGAUUCCCCUUCGGGAUGAUGAUAGGGAAGUUUAGCAGAGCGCCUGAGUGUUCACAGGUAUAUGUACAGUGACUCGUUUUAGCAAAGCAGGCACCUGUAGAAGCUUCUGGAGUGUCUGUAUGUAAGGUGAAUCCAAGUCUACACACACAGCUGGCUCUUCCCAGGGAUCAUAUAUGACACUUCCUGAGCCACCAGGUGCCCAGAGUCUGUCCCUCCUCCCAGGGUCACUAGUGCCGGAGCUCAAGAUGCCUGAGCAGUGGAGGACCAUGGUGGGGGCAUGGGCAUGGGAUGCUGAGGUUUUACUUAUUCAUCAAUUUGUGGAUUCUGAUGUGGGGUGCAGUCAAUGGCCAGCCAGUCUUUAAGACUCUCUUCUCCAGUAGCCCAAACUCCGAGACGUACGAGCUGUAGCCGCUGGCACUUUUGGUUCCAAGUCUCACUUUCCCUGCUGUACAUCUUCAGGGCCCAUCCUGGUUCAUUGAUUUCCAAAUUGACUUCUUGCCUGGAAAAUAUCAAAAUAGCCCCUCGAAGAGACAGAUUGAUUUGAAAAAGAGCAAUAAUUAUGUCUAAGUUUUAUUUACUUGAAAAAAUCUGCUAUGAUGAUGGAUCAAAAUGAGGCCUUUUAAUCUAAAUCCACCUUUUCAGAGAAGCUGGCUUGUAUUCUGGACACAGGGUAGGUGUGUCUUCCCUGUGCUAAGGUCACCUCCACUGUGAAGGGUUCUCUCAUUUGACUUUCCCCAGGUUUCUAGUUCCAGUGGAGGGCAGAUGAUGGAUGUUGGGUUAAUCUGUACAUUAGGCCUAUCUCCUCAAGACCCUGGCUGUAGAGCUGCUGACAACAGAAGGACACGUGUUUGGGCAGUGGUUGGAAGAUCCCUCUGGCCUUCUUACACAUCUUGUCUAAUUACGUUCAGAGCCCCAAAUGCCUGGCUUCUGAAUAGCACUUGGAAUUUCUGUCUGUGUGUCCCAUGUGGAAUUAGGAAAUGGCCCAUUGUGACUUGUUCUGUCUACUCCUCCACUUCACCAACCUUUCCACCUGUUUUCAUUUUCUAAGUUUGUAGAGUAGAAACAAAAACAAAGAUUUUCUUAAAGUAAUUUCUUAAAAAGCUGCUUUUGAGACUUGUCCUCACCACAGGCAGGAAGACCGUGGAGUCUGUGCUAGAGCCAGCACCACGGCCUGUCCAGAUUUACAUUCCGUGCACAUCGUGGCCACACAGCCGUUCUUCCAGCGUUUCCAGGACAGGCAUGGGCUCAAAGUCCUGAAGUGGCCCUUCCUGGCCAUUUGUUAUGACCAUACCAUCACAAUAUUUUUUUAUUAACGUUGUCAAUACUUUUAUAUCAUACUGUGUUUUUCAAGAAUUGUUGAUGUACAUGUAGAAAUAUCUUGGAUUAAUUUUUCCUAAGUCCAUGUCUUUGUCUGGUCUGUUGUAAACAGAACACCGGAUGGACCUUCUGAGCCAGCCAUCUGCUUCCUCGCUACACACAUAGUUAAGAGUUAUACAGAUUUCUAAUUUCAGAACGCUUCUAGGGGCUGUAGAGAAGACUUGGUGGUUAAGAACAAGUAGUGCUCUUGCUGAGGACCCAUGCUCAGUUUCCAGAACUUGUGUAGGGUGCCUCACAACUGCUUAUAACUCCAACUUUAGGGAUUCUGAUUCCUCUAGCUUCUGUGGGCAUCUGCACUCACACAUAUAUACACGUAUGCACUCACACGAUUUUAAAAUAAAUACAUUAAAAAAGACUCAUGACUUUGGGGUGUAGCUUAGUGAUACAUCACUGUCAUUCAUUGUGAGACCCUUGGGUCGGUCCCCAGCAGCACACAUAGGGUAGAGGGAGACAACAAAGCCCCAAAACUUCCACCACAGAAGAUGGUUUUUGUUUAAAGUUGGGCAUGGUGGCACUUACCUGUAAUCAUAGUCCUGUGGAGGCAUUAGGCUAUAUAGUUAUUCCAGGGCCAACUUGGGCUACAUAUUAGGA
This is a messenger RNA of Myodes glareolus (Bank vole), 4360 nucleotides long. It is a transcript of the gene Slc35e2b, whose product is annotated as solute carrier family 35 member E2B. NCBI's taxonomy places the organism in Eukaryota, Metazoa, Chordata, Mammalia, Rodentia, Cricetidae. The record is from RefSeq and is a predicted model, not a curated record.